This is a messenger RNA of Galeopterus variegatus (Sunda flying lemur), 1790 nucleotides long. It is a transcript of the gene SUDS3, whose product is annotated as suppressor of defective silencing 3 homolog (S. cerevisiae). The transcript has 12 exons. The record is from RefSeq and is a predicted model, not a curated record. NCBI's taxonomy places the organism in Eukaryota, Metazoa, Chordata, Mammalia, Dermoptera, Cynocephalidae. Gene Ontology annotation, biological process: negative regulation of transcription by RNA polymerase II. Bases 411 to 1574 code for a protein of 387 amino acids. Gene Ontology annotation, molecular function: histone deacetylase binding. Gene Ontology annotation, cellular component: Sin3-type complex.
UAAAGCUUCAACAGUCAGAGGAAGAGCAUCAUUUCCUGCAUGAUCACGCACUCUGGAUAUCUAGGUUUACCGACCUACUAAGGGGACGGGUCUUGUUCACGUGCUUAAGUUAAAGAAGUGACCACCUCCACCUGCCACUGGCCCUUCAAAUCUUCCAAACCCUCCGCCCUUCGGGUUGUUAACGAUUCAAGCUUUAGUUUUGGCUCCCGACGCCGCCUGGCGGCUGUUUCCGGAAGUCGCCUCUGAGCUUCGGGGUCCUGGCCGCGGCUAGGCCUGCCCAUGGAUUUGCCUAACUCCAGACAGCUGUCCUCCGUCCUGCCCCCGCUACCCGUUGAAGAUUUUAAGACGGCGAUGAAGGGUCUGGUGUUCCGGCGAAGAAGGCGUCCAGUGGCCUCUUCACGCCUUGAGGGAUGGCGGAGUCAGGCCGGCGUCGGGUAGCUCGCGACCCGGAAGUCGCCCCCGGCGCGAGGUCCCCGUUGCUGAGAGCGGGCGCGGGGGGCGGAGCUCGGCGGAGACGCGAAAGGGGUCGCCACUCCGGCUCCUCAAGUUGGGGCCGCCCUCAGGCGUUGCUAGGCGGACCUCGAGUCUCCAGGGCGGGUGGCCGCGGUCUCCGGGGGACACGGUCAGCUGCGGUCAGAGGCAACAUGAGUGCCGCGGGACUGCUGGCUCCGGCUCCGGCGCCUGCUGGAGCGCCGCCGGCCCCGGAGUACUACCCUGAGGAGGACGAAGAUACCGAGGAUGCUAGUGAAACUGACCUGGCAAAGCAUGAUGAAGAAGACUAUGUGGAAAUGAAGGAACAGAUGUAUCAGGACAAACUGGCUUCUCUCAAGAGGCAGUUGCAACAACUACAGGAAGGUACGUUACAAGAAUAUCAGAAGAGAAUGAAAAAACUAGAUCAGCAGUACAAAGAGAGGAUACGAAAUGCAGAACUCUUCCUCCAACUGGAAACUGAACAAGUAGAAAGAAAUUACAUUAAAGAAAAGAAGGCAGCAGUGAAAGAAUUUGAAGACAAGAAGGUUGAGCUGAAAGAGAACCUGAUUGCUGAGCUGGAAGAAAAGAAGAAAAUGAUUGAAAAUGAAAAGUUAACAAUGGAACUGACUGGAGAUUCUAUGGAAGUGAAACCCAUCAUGACCAGAAAGUUGCGAAGGCGACCAAAUGAUCCUGUCCCCAUCCCAGACAAGAGGAGGAAACCUGCUCCUGCCCAGCUAAACUAUUUGUUAACAGAUGAACAGAUCAUGGAGGAUCUGAGAACGUUAAAUAAGCUUAAGUCACCCAAGAGACCAGCAUCCCCAUCCUCUCCUGAACACUUGCCUGCCACACCUGCAGAGUCUCCAUCCCAGAGAUUUGAAGCACGGAUAGAAGAUGGCAAACUGUACUAUGAUAAAAGAUGGUACCACAAGAGCCAAGCCAUCUAUUUGGAGUCAAAGGAUAACCAGAAGCUAAGCUGUGUGAUCAGCUCUGUUGGAGCCAAUGAGAUCUGGGUUCGGAAGACAAGUGACAGCACUAAAAUGAGGAUCUACUUGGGCCAGCUUCAGCGUGGGCUCUUUGUGAUCCGCCGGCGGUCAGCGGCUUGACUUUCUGCAGUGUUCUUCCCUUGAUCCUUUUUCUGGAGUGGUUUUUAUUUUUGUCUUGUUUCAUUUUCUUCUUAAUAGAAAAUUUUUAACUUACUGGGAAUAGCUGCUUGGCCUUGGAAAUGGACAACAGUGUUGUGGAUUCUGCAAGGCACUUCUGUGGCUGGCCACUUCCAUCCUUGUGUCACUCUUUCCUGCCUUGACCUCUUCCAGACGUCA